Molecule: messenger RNA, 3345 nt
Organism: Anolis carolinensis (green anole)
Lineage: Eukaryota; Metazoa; Chordata; Lepidosauria; Squamata; Anolidae
Gene: faf1
Product: Fas associated factor 1
Exons: 19
Coding region: 349-2304 (651 amino acids)
Cellular component (GO): endoplasmic reticulum; nucleus
Molecular function (GO): ubiquitin binding; NF-kappaB binding
Source: RefSeq, a predicted model, not a curated record
CCCGAGUCACGUGGCGGCCGGAAAGCGCCGCUUUGCGACCUCAAUGACAGGCAAAAUGUGCGACAGCCGCUUGCCAGGGCAGGGAGGAAGCCGCUGUGGAGCCUGCUCGCCUUGUUGAGCGGCGGCGCUGAGGAAGGAAGGAGGGCUGCCGACGUCCCUUUGGCUGAGGGGAGGGAGGGAGAGCGAGAAGGGAGCUGCCCGAGGCCCAGUGCGCCAGGGUCGGCCUUCUCCGCCUUCGAUGAGCCCAUAGCCCUUCCUUCUUCCCUUCCUUCCUUCCUUCCCCCUUCACCCCUUGAGCCGCCUCCAGGUGCACGGUCCAGGCAGGAGGAAGGGACGCCGCCGGCUGUAAUGGCGUCCAACAUGGACAGAGAAAUGAUCCUGGCUGAUUUUCAGGCGUGUACUGGUAUAGAAAACAUUGAUGAAGCUAUUACCCUACUUGAACAAAAUAACUGGGAUUUAGUGGCAGCUAUAAAUGGUGUUAUACCACAGGAAAAUGGCAUUUUACAAAGUGAAUACAGUGGCGAGACUUUACAAGGACCUGCUUAUGACCCUUCUAGUCAUCCUUCCUCAUCGUCGUCUACACCUUCCUCAUCAUCUGCAUUUCGCCAUGUAGUGCCAUCAAGACAAAUAGUGGAGAGACAACCACGAAUGCUUGACUUCAGGGUGGAAUAUAGAGACAGAAACGUGGAUGUGGUACUUGAAGACAGUUCUACAGUUGGAGAGAUCAAACAUAUUUUAGAAAAUGAACUUCAGAUUUCUGCAUCAAAAAUGUUGCUAAAAGGCUGGAAGAGUGGAGAUGUAGAUGAUGGUACUGUUUUAAAAACUCUACACUUGCCAAAAAAUAACAGCCUCUAUGUCUUAACACCUGAUUUGCCACCACCAUCCUCAUCAAGUAUGCCUGGUACCCUGCAGGAAUCAUUAAAUCAAAACUUCAUGCUGAUCGUCACCCAUCGAGAAGUCCAGCGGGAGUACAACCUCAACUUCUCAGGAAGCAGUAGCAUUCAGGAGGUUAAGCGAAACGUUUAUGACCUGACUAGUAUCCCUGUUCGUCAUCAGUUGUGGGAAGGCUGGCCUGCUUCUGCUACAGAUGACUCAAUGACCCUAGCAGCAUCAGGGAUCUCUUAUCCUUGCCACCGACUUACAGUUGGAAGACGAUCUUCACCAGCACAAACUAGGGAACAGUCAGAACAGCAAUGCACAGAUGUACAUAUGGUUAGUGACAGUGAUGGAGAUGACUUUGAAGAUGCUACAGAAUUUGGAGUGGAUGAUGGAGAGAUGUUUGGUAUGGCAUCAUCUGCACUGAGGAAAUCUCCGAUGAUGCCAGAAAAUGCUGAAAAUGAAGGUGAUGCCUUAUUACAAUUCACAGCAGAAUUUUCCUCAAGAUAUGGUGACUGUCAUCCAGUAUUUUUUAUUGGAUCAUUAGAGGCUGCUUUUCAAGAGGCCUUCUAUGGGAAAGCCAGAGAUAGAAAGCUUCUUGCUGUCUACCUCCACCAUGAUGAAAGUGUGCUGACCAAUGUGUUCUGUUCUCAAAUGCUUUGUGCCGAAUCUAUUGUUUCCUACCUUAGUCAGAACUUUAUAACCUGGGCAUGGGAUAUGACAAAAGAAGCAAAUAGAGCAAGGUUUCUAACAAUGUGUACGAGACACUUCGGUAGUGUUGUAGCUCAAACUAUUCGAACUCAGAAGACUGAUCAAUUUCCACUCUUCUUGAUUAUUAUGGGAAAGCGAUCGUCAAAUGAGGUGCUGAAUGUCAUACAAGGUAACACAACAGUGGAUGAGCUAAUGAUGAGGCUGAUGGCUGCAAUGGAGAUCUUCAGUGCUCAGCAGCAGGAAGACAUAAAGGAUGAGGAUGAACGUGAAGCUAGAGAAAAUGUGAAGAGAGAACAGGACGAAGCUUACAGAAUCUCCCUUGAAGCUGAUAGAGCGAAGAGGGAAGCACAAGAAAGAGAAAUUGCAGAGCAGUUUCGUUUGGAACAGAUUAAGAAAGAACAAGAAGAAGAACGUGAAGCUAUUAGACUAUCUCUAGAACAGUCUUUGCCUCCAGAGCCAAAGGAGGAGAACACUGAAUCAGUUAGUAAAUUGCGUAUCCGAACACCCAGUGGAGAAUUCUUUGAGCGACGUUUCCUGGCCAACAGCAAGCUGCAGGUCGUCUUUGAUUUUGUAGCUUCCAAGGGGUAUCCUUGGGAAGAAUUCAAGCUACUAGGGACUUUCCCCAGAAGAGAUGUGACCCAUCUGGAUCCAAAUAAAUCAUUACUGGAGUUAAAAUUGUACCCUCAAGAAACACUUUUCCUAGAGGCAAAGGAAUAGUCAAAGCCAGAUUGGAGGACUAAAUAAUCCUUUGAUAACGAAUGCGGCACGGCGAAUGCUUUAUCCAAAUCACCGUGUGCUAUCAUUUAACUAAAAAAAAAAAUCAAUGUCACAACUCUGCCUCUUUCAAGAAGACGGGAAGAAAGAAUAAGCAUAGCUCCUUUAAAAAGUUUCCCAUACAUGAGUAUAUGUCUCCAACCUCAUUUAAACAAGCAGAGAAAAAUAUUCUGCUGUAAACACUGAACACUAUGACUUUAUUGCUCACUUACCAUCUGGCUUUUGUUAUAAUUAAUGCACUGUUAAAAUGUGAGUGAUUGUCAAGUAGAAUUUUUACUCCUCAAUUACCCCCUUUUUCACCAAGAAUUCUUGGACAUUUCUGCCUGUACUUUUGACACUAGAAUACUGUAUAUUUGAUAUCUCGCUGAACCAGUGCUCUCAUAUAUGUGCAUUUUCUUCCUGUGUUUGAAUUUCUACUUCACCACCUAAUUUUUUUAAAAGGCAGAAAAUCAAUAAAUGGGACAAUUUCAGCCUUUGAGAUUUAACAGUAUUGUAGUAGUAGAAAGCAGAGAUAUUUUCUGUUGUUGUUGGUACUUUCUGACUCCUUUCAUAAGAUGUAAGGUUUUGUUUGGAGAAUAUAGUUUGACAUAUAUGCAAGAUAUUUAUUUACUGAUUUUGAUUCUUUAUCUUUUUCUUUUUCUUGCUUUGGAUCUCAAUUCAGAUUCCAUUUAGGGAGUAUUUUUCAUUAUGCUGCAGUGUGCCGAACUGCUGCUGAUGUGAUUAUCUAAAUAAUGUUCAGAAAUGAGCCAGAACCAAAUAACUGGUAUCUAGCAGACAGUUCAAGAUAAGCAGAUAUCAGCUAGUGGCUUCUAGAAUGUUGCAAAUAGCAGACACAAAAAUUAUUUGCUCAUCAUUGUGAAAGAAAUUGGGGGCCCUUUUCCUUUUCUUUUCACUUUGUUUCAUUCUCACGUCUGUUUGUAUUAUUUUUCUGCUGUUUUUAAGCACCUUGUUUAUUUCACCAAACAAUAAAAAAAUGUAAAAUUA